AUGCCUCGAGCGAGACACCGGAAGACGGCUUCACAGGCCAGGAUCGGCUCGAAGCCUGAACUGAUGAAGUCGUCCAGACAUAUGUACGAGCGGGAGCCAGCAAACUAUGGCCUCUUCGUCCAGCUUGUUCGCAGCUUUCUCAUAGUUGCCUGGUUCUGCUGCUGCUGCACCUGCAUCAUCGUCGCCCAGGUUGUCGGCCUGCCGCUCUACGUCAUCAAGAAAGAGUACUUCAAUGCAUGGAUCGCCCUGACCAAGGAGUCCUUUGGCCUCGCCAUCACGGCCUUGACUGAGUGGAGUGCCCCAACUCCUGUGCGCAUCAGCGGUGAUCGCAGCGUACUUGGCCAGGUCACUCUCACAUCCAACGGAGGCAUCAAGACUAACUUCCCUGACCGUCUGGUCCUGAUCGCAAACCACCAGGUCUACACUGACUGGCUGUACCUCUGGUGGGUGACCUACACCAAUAAGAUGCAUGGCCACAUCUAUAUCAUCCUCAAGGAGUCACUCAAGUAUAUCCCUUUGGUCGGCCAGGGGAUGACCCUCUACGGGUUCAUCUUCAUGGCCCGCAAGUGGAUGGCAGAUAAGCCACGGCUGCAGCAUCGUCUGAGCAAACUCUCCGUCAAGCGUGCAGAGUCUUCCUCCGGCAAUCCUCUAUUCGAUCCCAUGUGGCUGCUGAUCUUCCCCGAGGGAACAAACCUGUCACUGCAUACCAAAGAUGUCAGUGAUGCUUAUGGAAAGAAGAAGGGUAUCCCUCCUCUCAAGCAUGAGCUUCAUCCACGCUCUACGGGCCUGUUUUUCUGUCUGCAGCAACUUAGAGGAACAGUAGGCCAUGUAUACGACUGUACUAUGGCAUAUGAAGGCCCACCGAAGGGAAGCUUCCCUGAUAGCUACUUCACCAUUCGCUCGACCUAUCUCAAGUGUCGCCCACCAAGAGUUGUUAACUUUUACUGGAGGCGCUUUGCAUUCGAGGAUAUCCCUCUGGAGAACCAAGAGGAAUUUGAAGCCUGGCUAUUCGAGCGUUGGGCCGAGAAGGACCAACUCUUGGACACAUUCAUUGAAACUGGCAAAUUCCCACCCUUUGAAGAUGCCGAUCUAGUGGAGAUGGAUCCAAACAACCCUGACAUUCAGACAACCUCCGGCAAGAAUCACGGAUACGUCGAAGGUGAAGUCCGCCUUAAUUAUUGGGCCGAGAUUUGCAGAGUCUUCGCCGUUCCUGCGCUUAUUGCAUUCCUCAUCCACGUUUACCGGCGGUAUUGCUGA
Messenger RNA from Nannizzia gypsea CBS 118893, 1257 nucleotides. RefSeq lists its product as hypothetical. The record is from RefSeq and is a predicted model, not a curated record. The transcript has 2 exons. Gene Ontology annotation, molecular function: acyltransferase activity. NCBI's taxonomy places the organism in Eukaryota, Fungi, Ascomycota, Eurotiomycetes, Onygenales, Arthrodermataceae. Gene Ontology annotation, cellular component: endomembrane system. Bases 1 to 1257 code for a protein of 418 amino acids.